UCGAGCAUCGAAUGUCUGUAUCGUUCUGGGUAUCUAUGGAGACUUCUGAAAUCUUUGGGCCUACUCAUCUUUAAACGUCUUGCGCGAGAUGUGGUCAACGGUGUAAAUUAUAAGAAUAAUGGUUACCGAAGAACAAGAAUCAAGUACGGCAUUAGCCUCCGAAAUGAUUCCGGUACCACAUGUGCAAACCGCAGACGAGAGACCGGUAGAAGAAGUUUCAAAUCAACCAGGAGAUAUAUCGCGAAGAAGGCCACGAACAAGAAAAAACGCUCUAAAUGCAGCAAUAUUGAAGCAAAUGGAAUUUUAUUUUAGUGACGCCAACUUGAGUAAAGAUAGGUUUUUAGGAAACCUUAUUAAACAGGAUCCCAAGAUUGACCUAGGAAUCUUCCUUCGAUUCAAUAAAAUCCGAGCUUUAACGACUGAAUUGAGCCGGGUAGCAAAAGCAUUGAAGGGUUCGACCAUACUAUCGGUAUCAGAAGAUGGGACAAAAGUUUGGCGUGUCACUCCCAUUAAGGAGAAGGAGAAUUUGGAUGAGUGUACUAUAUAUGUUCAAGGAUUAUCUCCAGGAGCUGAUCACGAGUUGCUAAGCACUAUUUUUUCACAAUAUGGCACUGUAGAAUACAUAUCUGUUCCAAGAUACAAAAGCAAUAAAAAAAUCAAAGGUUUUGCAUUUGUUGAAUUUCAGACACCUGAAAGUUCCAUGAAAUGUAUCAAGGCCUUUCAAGAAAAGGGAUGCGUUUUACCAUCACAGACAUCACCGGAUGAACUCCUGAGCAUAACAACCUUUGAUGAAUCAAACCAAGUAGAAGAAAUGGAAAUGGUGGAAGAUUCUAAUGAAAGAAAAACUAGUGAUUUAAAGGAACCUAAUAUUAAUAAUGACAAUUUACAAGAGAAUUCUAACAUAAAGACUACAGAUCAUAAUAAUGAAAUUCAAAGUAUGGAUACAGAACAGUUACCUACAGAAGUGGAAGGGCAUAGGAACAAAAAGAAAAACAAGCAUAAAGAAUCAAAAUAUUCCAAGGAUAAAAAUAUACUAGAUGAAGAGAGUAAUUCAAAAGAAAAUAAUGAGCACAAAAACCAGCAAUGUACAUCUUCUGAUACUGAAACUUCUAAAGUAGAAAUGAUUGAAGUAUGUACUAAAACUGAAGUACACAACAUAAAAGAAGAAUGUGGAGAAAUAAGUUCAGAAAACGAUGAUAAACAGAAAAGACGACAAAAAAAUUUUUUGCGUGAAAAGAAAAGUCGUAGAUUUGAACUACCUGAAUGUAUCGGAGAAGAUAGAUGUAGUUCCAAAAGCAGUACUGGAUCAAAGAAAAAAAUUAAAAAUAAUGAAAAUAUAGAAGAAUCUAAAGUGGUUGAAGAAGAACCCAAUAUUGAGAACAAUGAAUUAAAUAAUAUUGCAAAAGAUCCUGAAGACUCGAAGAAAAUGCAGAAAAGAAAACGCAAACGACAUUCAAAGAGUGAUGAUAUGAUAGAUGGUACUGAAAUUGGAAUGCAAGUAAUGGCCAAAAAGGACUGGAAAAGGCUCCGUAAUAAAUAUUUAGAAUUACAAAGGAAUAAAAUGAAAUUGUUAAAGCAACAUUUAAAACGGGCUAGAUGGAACCAGUGGAAUAGUCACGACAAAUUAAAAACUGAAAAGGAAGAAGCGGAAGAAACUAACAAUCAAAAAGAGCAAAAUACUGCUCCAAGUAUCACCUUUGUACCAGGAGUUAUUGUAAAAAUUGAAAUGGAAGAACCUUGUUCUGAUCCUAAAAGUUUCAAGGCAGAGUUAAGAAAUUCAGGUAAUAUAAAAUACAUUGAUGUACCUGAAGGAGCUACAGCAGCAUUUAUUAGAUGCGAUUCAGCAGAAUCUGCACUUGCAUUAGCUCAAAAAUCCGCCAAAGCGAGGUCUGCCACCAUUUUACAAGGUGAAGAGGAAACGAAUUAUUGGGACAAAAUAUUAAAAGAUAGGGCAGAAAAGUUGGGUAAAAAAAUACGACCAAAACAACGGGGCAGGGAAAAGGUGUUGAAGAAAGCAGAAAAAGAACUUGGAAAACACAUAAAAUUUGAUGAGGUGUAAUCAUGUCUUUACUGAAAUACGUAAAAUAUAUAAUGUAUAUCUGUGCACAAUUUACUGUGCAGUUAACAUACUUGCAUAUAAACAUUCUUAGUCUUAAA
Molecule: messenger RNA, 2157 nt
Organism: Orussus abietinus
Lineage: Eukaryota; Metazoa; Arthropoda; Insecta; Hymenoptera; Orussidae
Gene: Larp7
Product: la-related protein 7
Exons: 6
Coding region: 119-2059 (646 amino acids)
Biological process (GO): RNA processing
Cellular component (GO): nucleus
Molecular function (GO): mRNA binding
Source: RefSeq, a predicted model, not a curated record